Fusarium graminearum PH-1 is the source of this 456-nucleotide messenger RNA. RefSeq lists its product as uncharacterized. The record is from RefSeq and is a predicted model, not a curated record. The coding region runs from base 1 to 456 and encodes 151 amino acids. The transcript has a single exon. Lineage: Eukaryota; Fungi; Ascomycota; Sordariomycetes; Hypocreales; Nectriaceae.
AUGGACGAACGCGCCCUUACCAACGCCAGGAAGGAGCGAGACCUCCAAAGAGAGCGUAUCUUUGACCAAACCAAACCCAUCCGUUUCGCCACUCCCAAUACCAAGAUAGCCGACCGCCGACCCGUCGAGCAAUGGCAGCUCAACGAAACGAACACCGGCCUUAAUGAUAUGGCCUCACAACUUAACAACAUCCGGGAAGUGAUUGCUGGGUUCAGGGACCAGAUCGGUCCCAUGGACGCGGGACACGAUGCUGUUGAAAGUCGACCUGCUUCGGGCGGACAGGUUAGCUUGCCCCAAAAGGCUAUGCGAUUCUUCUGGCGUCUUUUCAGUCUUUUUGCUCUGGUUUUGGUUAUUGCCAUGAUCUACUAUCUGAUCGUGUAUCAUGUCUGCGAUGACUGGAACUUUGGGGGAUACGUUCUGGAUCUCCUUGACAUCGACUACCCGCACUUCUUUUAA